UGGUCGACAAAGUUGCUGUAAUCUGAGCAAGUCUGAGGUGGUCUGAGGGACGGACAUUAUAACCUCUAUAACUUUAUUUUAACGUCAAACUUACAUCAAUUUUGUACUUUUAAUUAUACUAUAAUUAGUCUAAAUUCAAUAAUUUCUAUUUAAAUAAAUGUUAUUUAUAUUAAUCAUUAAUAUUUAUCAAAAUAGCUAAAUAAGAAGAAUAUUAAAAGGUGUUCUCUUUUACAAUUUUUCAUAAAUAGGUAAUGGAGGUAAGGUGUAAACAUUGCAGAAAGGACCUUUUCAAUGAAGCAUCAGUAGAAUUAUUAACUUCUCAUGGUGAAAUAAAAAGAAGUCUUAUGGAUGUAGGGUGUAUAACAAAUAAUCCAGAACCUUGUUCAUACAUAUCAAUAGACAGAAUGCCAGGAUGGAUUGAACAAGUUGUAAAUCAGGAAUCUUGGACAAAAGGUAGACUUCAUUGUUCACACUGUAAUAAUCGCAUAGGUUCAUUCAAUUUUAUAAAUGUAUUAAGAUGUGAUUGCAACAAAUUUGUAACACAUCCUAUUAGAAUAAUUAACAGCAAAGUAGAUAUUGUAUAUGAUACUAAAUAAAACAGUUUUGUUAUAUAACUAAAA
Osmia bicornis bicornis is the source of this 620-nucleotide messenger RNA. Its product is annotated as E3 ubiquitin-protein ligase RNF180-like. The transcript is spliced from 2 exons. Gene Ontology annotation, molecular function: ubiquitin protein ligase activity; ubiquitin conjugating enzyme binding. Gene Ontology annotation, biological process: norepinephrine metabolic process; protein polyubiquitination; positive regulation of proteasomal ubiquitin-dependent protein catabolic process. Lineage: Eukaryota; Metazoa; Arthropoda; Insecta; Hymenoptera; Megachilidae. Gene Ontology annotation, cellular component: endoplasmic reticulum membrane. The coding region runs from base 252 to 596 and encodes 114 amino acids. The record is from RefSeq and is a predicted model, not a curated record.